AUGGAGCAAAGAGUGGGAUUCGAUUAUCUCGUUCAAUGCGCUGAGAAUUUGAACGACGAGUAUGCACAUGAAGUUUGUGCGGCCUUAGAGGCGGAGGAAACGACAAUGAUUGAGAGCAUCGUCGGGGAGCGGCAAAGGUGGGAGGCUGCUAGAAUUAAUUCUGAUGUAAUUGCGGAUAACAAAGAAGACUGCCUCAUGCUGCGAUGGCUAGCCAUCCCCGGCAAUGCCAAGCUGGCAUGGGGAGAAGAUGAUGAUGAGAAUGAUGAGAAUGACGAGGAUGACGAGGAUGACGAUGAGGACGAGGAUGAGGUGGAAGAUGAGGUGGAAGAUGAGGUGGAAGACGAAGAUGAAGAUGAGGAUUACCAGAACACCCACUUGCUGUACAAAUCCUCACCUCUCAUUACCAUAGCCUAUAAGCAAGUCAUUCGCGACUCUGAGCAACUGAUUCACAACCUCCAAAAGCAAGGCCCAAACCAAGCCAAACCUGCAGAAACCAUCAUCCAAGCAGCAAGAUCCUCGGGACAAGAGCAACAAAAGAUCCAUCUCCCCUACCAGAACUCUUAUACUCUCAUACCGUACAACCCAAUCGCAACUUUCCCAAGGUCUGGAUCUGUCGACGGAGGGCUUGUCCUCCACGCCACGUGA
Messenger RNA from Aaosphaeria arxii CBS 175.79, 645 nucleotides. RefSeq lists its product as uncharacterized. The record is from RefSeq and is a predicted model, not a curated record. Bases 1 to 645 code for a protein of 214 amino acids. The transcript is spliced from 2 exons. Lineage: Eukaryota; Fungi; Ascomycota; Dothideomycetes; Pleosporales.